GAGGCAGCGGGUGGGAUGGAGCUGGGAUGGGCAGCAGUGGAGUCCACAGGGGCUGCAGCUACGUUUUAUUUUUCCCCCAGGAGCCAGCACCCCUGUGGGGGUGCAGGCAGGAGGUCUGGGGUGCUGCACCCCACAGACGGCGGGUCCCUGCCUGUGCUGCCGGGGCUGGGCUUCCCGCGCCGCGGUGAGUCAGCCUGCGGCACACACGUUCUUCCUGUUGGGAGUGACUCAGGUGGAGCAGCCGAUAAAAAAACCACCUCCCCCCAAAAAAAAUAAGCAGCAAGUUCAUGAGCCCCGCUGUCGUCUGCCGGAGCAGGAGCCCCCGAGCCAUGGCGGGGGGCUGGCUCCUGCCCCUCAGCUGCCUCGUGGUGUCUCUCCUGCCUGCAGCCCUCGGCACCAUUGGAGGAGAAGUGUGUGACUGCAACGGGAUGUCCAGGCAGUGCAUCUUUGACUGGCACCUCCUGCAGGAGACGGGGAACGGGUACCGCUGCCUCGGCUGCCAGGGCAACACGGAGGGUCCCCGCUGUGAGCGCUGCCAGGACGGCUUCUUCCGCCGGCGGGACAGGGACUGCUGCCUGCCCUGCCUCUGCCACCCCCAGGGUGCCCUCGGCCCGCAGUGCAACAGUGAUGGCCGCUGCAGCUGCAAACCUGGCGUGAUGGGUGAGAAAUGUGACCAGUGCCAGCCAGGCUUCGAGUCCCUCUCCGAGGCCGGGUGCCAGAGGAGCGGGCAGAGCCUGCGGUGCGAGUGUGACCCGGCGGGCAGCACGGGGGGAUGCAUCUCUGGCCGCUGUGUCUGCAAGGCGAGCGCCACUGGAGAGCGGUGUGAGAGGUGCAAGCGAAACUUCUAUAACCUGGAUGCCAGAAACCCUGCAGGAUGCUCCCCCUGCUUUUGCUACGGGCACUCAGCUGUGUGUGUCAGUGCAGACAACCACAGCAUCCACAACAUCACCUCCACCUUCCAGCAAGGUUCUGAAGGUUGGCGAGGUGUCCAUGAAAGUGGUUCCCCAGCCCAGCUUCAGUGGUCCCCACGCCAUCAGGAUGCCUUCAUAGCAGCGAGGAGACCGGAGCCGAUAUACUUCGUGGCACCUGGGAAAUUCCUUGGGAACAAGCAUCUGAGCUACGGCCAGACACUGUCCUUUGAUUACCGCCUGGACCGAGGGGGACGCGAGCCGUCUCCGCAUGAUGUGGUCCUGGAAGGAGAUGGCCUGAGGGUUACUGCCCCCUUCUUGCCCCAGGGGAAGGUCCUGCCCUGUGGUGUCAGCCAGACAUACACAUUCAGGCUGGACGAGCACCCAAGCAGCAAGUGGAGCCCAAGGCUGAAUCACUUGGAAUAUCGCAGGCUGCUGGGAAACCUGACAGCUCUCUGGAUCCGAGCCACCUUCGGGGAGUACAGCACUGGCUACAUCGACAACGUCACCCUGGUGUCAGCGCAGCCCGGGGCCGGUGUCCCAGCUCCAUGGGUGGAGCGAUGUGAGUGCCCGGCGGGGUAUGAGGGCCAGUUCUGCGAGACGUGUGCCCCUGGCUACCGCAGAGAUGCCCCUGGCAUGGGACCCUUCAGCAUCUGUGUGCCCUGCAAUUGCCAGGGGGGAGGAAUUUGUGAUCCCGACACCGGUGAAUGCUACUCGGGAGAUGAAAAUGUGGGCAAUAGCAUCGGCUGCCCCUUCAGCUUCUACCGAGACCCCCGGCAGCCGCACAGCUGCAGGCCAUGUCCCUGCGGCAACGGCCAAGGCUGCUCCGUGGUGCCGGGCAGUGAGGAGAUCAUCUGUGACCACUGUCCUCCUGGAGCAGCUGGGGCCAACUGUGAGUACUGUGCCGAUGGCUAUUUUGGGGACCCGGCGGCUUCCCAGCCCUGCCAGCUGUGCCGGUGCAAUGGUAACGUGGAGCCCAAUGCCGUGGGCAACUGCGACCGCCAGACGGGCGAGUGCCUCAAGUGCAUCUACAACACUGCUGGCUUCUACUGCGACCGCUGCAAAGACGGCUUCUUCGGGAACCCCCUGGCCCCUGACCCUGCCAACAAGUGCCAAGCUUGUGCCUGUGACUCGACUGGGGCCGAGCCCCUGAAGUGUAGGAGCGAUGGGAGCUGCAUCUGCAAGCCUGGUUUCCAGGGUCCCCGCUGCGAGGAGAGUGAGUGCCCAGCUUGCUAUGGGCAGGUGAAGGAGCAGGUGGACCUGUACCUGCAGCAGCUGGCAGAGCUGGAGCUGAUGUUCUCAGAGGUACAAGCUGGCAGUGGGGCCGGGAGCCAGGAGCUGGAGGGAAGGAUGCAGCUGGCUGAGGAGAUGCUGCGGACCAUCCUUGGGGAAGCCCUGAGCCUGCAAGCCUCUGACAGGUCUCUAGAAAGCCGCCUGGCCAUGAUGAAGGGGCAAGAGUCCAGCUCGCAGGGCCGCUUGGAUGAGAUGAAGGCAAUGGUGGAGAGGCUGAGGUCUCUGGGGACCCAGUAUGAGAGGCAGGUGCAGGACACCCGGCGGCUGCUGGAGAGAGCCCGGCUGGACCUGGACCGUAAUGGAGCUGCUCUGCGUUGGGUGAACAUUCCUGUUUCAAACCCUCCCGGGGGCUCAAAUCAGUUCUCGAUGCUGGCCCAGGAGGCUCGGAGCCUGGCUGACAGCCACCUACAAGCUGCCAACACCAUCGAAGGAGCUGCCAAGGCGGCGCGGGAGGAUGCACGGCAGGCACUGGAGCUGGUGCGUGCGACUGCUGGUGGAGAAACAGCCACCUCUGGGUCCCUGCGAGGGCUGCUGGGCAAGUACGAGGAGCUGAAGUUGCUGGCUGGAGGCCUGAAGGCUGAAGCUGAUGAUAUGGCCUCUGAGGCAGACAAGGCUUAUCAGGGCAGCCUGGUGCUCCUCAGCUCCCUGUCCCGCCUGACGAAGACCAACGUUGGCUCCUUUGAGGGGGAGGCAACACAGCUGAAGCAGGAUGCCAGCGCUCUCCUGACCCUGGUGGACACCUACAUGGCCCAGUACCGGCAGCUUCAGGCCCGCACGGGACGCUGGGAGGAGGAAAUCAAGCAGCUGCUGCAGGGGGGAGAGGGCAAGAGAGCGGUGCUGAUGCAACUGCUGUCCCGAGCCAACCUCGCCAGGAGCACAGCCCUGCAAGCCAUGAGCGCUGGCAAUGCCACCUUCUAUGAGGUGGAACAGAUCCUGAAGAGCCUCCGGGAGUUUAACCUGCAAGCAGAUGACAAGAGAAGGGAAGCCGAAGAUGCCAUGAAGAGGCUACCGAUCAUCAGCAGCAUGGUUGCAAGUGCCAGGGAGAAGACAGACCGAGCUGAAGCAAUCCUGGGCAGCGCCGCUUCUGAAUCCAAGGUGGCCAGCAACAUGGCAGGGGAAGCGAAGGAGAUCUCCAUGGGGAUCCAACAGGAGAUCACGCGGCUGAGGCUGGAAGCCAACAAGACGGCCGAUGGUGUCCUCGCCCUGGAGAAGGUGGUGGCCACCCUGCAGCACGAGGCCAGGGAACUGAAUGGAGAAUUUGAGAGGAAGCUCUCAGAGGUUGAGAUGGAUGCCACUAUGAUACAGAAGACAGCUCAAGAAGCUCAGAGGGUCCAUGCCAAGGCUGGCCAGGCAGGGGUGGCUGUGCAGGAGACAUUGAGUGCCCUGGAAGAGCUGCUGCGUCUGAUGAACCAGCCUGGUGCUGUGGACGAAGAGGGCCUAAAACAGCUCGAGAUUAAUUUCAGUAAAGCCAAAACCAGAAGCAACCAGCUGAAGGAUGAGCUGUUGGAGCUGGAGCAGACGGCUACGUUGCAGAAGACCCGGGUGCGGACACUGGAGAGCAACAUUGAUGAGAUCUUGGCAGAUAUUAAGAACCUGGAAGAUAUCCAGAGAAGUCUUCCUCCAGGGUGUUACAACACAAAAGCCAUCGAACUGCCGUGAGUGAGCUCUGGAAAGACUGCAGCAACUGCCAGGCUGUGAAGGCAGGAGAGCCUGGUCCAGCUGCCCUCCCCAGACCCAGCAGGACCAGCUGCAUUUGGUUGUAUUGAACUGACCCUUAACCUCAAGCUCAGCGUGGCUGCUGAAGUUCACAUUGUCACGCUGGCCCUGGAGAGUCCCUGAUUUUUACAAAGUGGUCCGUCCCUCCGUCACGGGAGGAAGGAGAAGACGCUUGGUUGUGUGAAGGUGCUACUGGCUGGAGAACAGCCCGUUCCUACAUUUCUCUGAUGUGCAGGUGGUGGUUGCUUGAUGUCAACCUUGGGAGUUUGCACAGUUCAGAGCCUGAUGUUCAGGGCUGAGAGGUUCUCCACCCUCUGUGCAUCCCUUCUCCUGGUCUGGCACGCACGGAAGGACUAAAGUCUCUGUCCUUACUUUUGACACUGCCACCACCACUUCCUCCUCAUGUUCUCCAUGGAGUCUUUCUCACAUUUCAUAAAGCUGCAAGUCUUCCACAGUGCUUCUCAGUGAGGUCAUUACCAUUUUGCUAAAGGAAAAGAAAAAAAAUUGCCAGCUGCCUUUGAGCUUGGUGAUGUGCUGGAUGGAGGAAGAUGGGGUUCCUGGACUAGCAGGUUGGCAGAGGAGAGAACUGCUGGGCCUCCUGCAGUGGAAAGUCUUUCAAGUUCCCUUCAGCCAGGAGAAGACCUCGUUUCUCCUGCACUUCUUUUAAAGUCCCAACACCCUUGAGGGAUGUCUUUCUUGUCAAACCUCCUCCUGGGCAAGCAUGGGUCUCCCUACCAUCCCCUCACAUGCUCCAGCACAACCUUUCCUUCCAAGCCUGGCCAGUUCGGUACCAAGCAGCUUCCUGUGUGUCCCAUAGCCUGGGAGAAGGUGGUGUCCCCUCUGCACAAGCAUCUGGGACCUUGCAGCCUUUGUCAUGGGAAUGGGGGUUUUUCCAGGGGUCUACAGCCACAAGCUCUCACAUCUGAGAGCCCAGUCUCAUCCUGCUGGAGAGCCAUUGCUCUGAUUUGAUCCAUUUAAAAAUAUUGACGAUGUUUUGAAUGCCUUUCUGGUCUGGUUUGGUGCUGCCUGUUCUCCUUGCCUCCAUCCAUCCCUUCCUCCUGCCUGAUGUUGGACAUUUCUCAGAGGGGGUUUCCCACUCUACAUUUGAGCAGAACUUGGAGGAGAUGAAGACUGUGGUGCUCACUUCACUCACCCACGGCCUUUCUGUGGGCCCAGCUCCAUUCUGGCACUGCUCCCAGCUCCCUUUAGGUUUCAUUUCAGGAAAAAAAAAAAGAGCCAGCAGGUGCUGGAAGUCAACUCUGCUGAAGCCCCUGACCUGCAUGGUGGUGAAACAUGUCCUGGAUGGAAAGGGACACUGUGGGGGACAUGCUCACCACUCUCACAAAGCAUCACCCAUACUUUCGCUUGUUAAGGAUACACCAAGUACUAUGUCUGCCUUAUAAUUUUAUUUAAGCAAGAUGCAUUCUUGCCUCUGGUAUGUCUUCCUUCUCCCAUUUUACAGCAUAGGGACCGGUAUUAUGGACAUGGCUUGAUUCUUCCACGAGUUGGGGUUUUUUUGAAAGGGAGGAGGUCAAUAAAUAAUGACUAUUUUUGGCUGGA
This is a messenger RNA of Columba livia (rock pigeon), 5477 nucleotides long. RefSeq names its product laminin subunit gamma 2 (gene LAMC2). Gene Ontology annotation, molecular function: integrin binding. Gene Ontology annotation, cellular component: basement membrane; laminin-332 trimer. The transcript has 23 exons. The coding region runs from base 288 to 3860 and encodes 1190 amino acids. NCBI's taxonomy places the organism in Eukaryota, Metazoa, Chordata, Aves, Columbiformes, Columbidae. The record is from RefSeq and is a predicted model, not a curated record. Gene Ontology annotation, biological process: morphogenesis of a polarized epithelium; animal organ morphogenesis; tissue development.